AGGCUGAUCGGGGUGAGUUCCGGGGGCAGUGAGGCCGGUUGUGCAUUGUCCUGCAAGCCAAGCAGCCAGAGUGGGAGGGGUUCUGCCCAAACCCAGCUGUUUGGCAUCAGAAAGAGAAGGGUCAUUUCAGAGCAUUUCUAGGAGACUCAAACUCCCCUGCGUGGCCAGCUCCCGAGCGCGCACACACUCUGGAGUUCACAGGCCACAAGCAGAGCCAGCCCCCUGCUCUCAUGCAGCUCCGGGCAGUCGGAGAGGAGAGGAUGAUGAUGAUUGCCUGAGCCUGUCACCACACUGGCUGCAGUAGCUGUGCACGGCUCAGUCCUGAGCUGUGCAAGGCUGGAGGAGGAGGCAGUGUUGCUCAGAGCCGAGCGAGGGUGGAUCUCUCGCCAUAGAAGCAAGAGGGGAAGCUGUCAGUGGGAGAGAUGGAGCAGCCGUGUCUGAGAGCAACCUCCCUCUAAGGGAUCCGCUGUGUGUGUGUGUGUCCCUGUGCCUCGGAUUUCCGCCCGUGCCCCUAAUCUCAUGGCUGGUUUUACAUCCGCGCACAACAGCUGGGCUUGCUCCAUUCGGUGAGCUCCAGAAACAAAGGCACUUCAGAGCCGGACGGACACACGCCCAGCCGCCUUGUUGUUGUUAGCCACGGAGGAAGGCGACAGCCCCGCGGAGCUCUCCGCCUCGCCUGCAGCCGGGCUCUGUGUGUCUGUGCGGGGGAGCGCACGAGAAGCCGCUCCUGCCUAAAGAGACCGCUUCCUCGGCUCCACGUUAACAGCUAGUGAUUUUCCACCCCUCUCCGCUCCUUCCCCGACAAGUGGCUGGGCCAUGGGAGACAAAGGAACCAGUGGUAACGAGACGGCAGCCUACAAGUACAGAGUAUUUAAGAAAGCAAGUCCCAAUGGAAAGCUCACCGUCUACCUUGGGAAGAGGGACUUUGUCGACCACAUAGAUGUUGUGGAUCCCGUUGAUGGCGUCGUGUUGGUCGAUCCAGAGUACUUAAAAGAAAGGAAAGUCUUUGUCACGCUGACGUGCGCCUUCCGCUACGGACGGGAGGAUCUGGACGUGCUGGGAUUGACCUUUCGGAAGGACUUGUUUGUGGCCAACAUCCAGGCCUUCCCCCCGGUCCCUGAGGAGAAGAAACCCCUGACGCGACUCCAGGAGCGGCUGAUUAAGAAGCUCGGCGAGCAUGCCUACCCCUUCACUUUUGAGGUAGGAGUUUUUCCCAUUUCAUUCUCCUUUGUCCCCUUUCGUCUCUCAUGCCCCUUGGGCGGUGCCUUCGUCCCAAGCCAAGGCAGGGCUGGACCAGAUCGGAACUUGGAUGAGAUAUCUCCAUAGAAAUGCCAGAUCACAGCAGGAAAUGGUCCUGGCAACACAGGGAAGGCCUGUGGCGUUGACUACGAGGUGAAAGCUUUCUGUGCAGAGAACCUGGAGGAGAAAAUCCACAAGAGGAAUUCCGUGCGCCUGGUGAUCCGCAAAGUGCAGUACGCGCCGGAGAGACCGGGCCCCCAGCCUAUGGCGGAGACCACCAGGCAGUUCCUGAUGUCCGACAAGCCACUGCAUCUGGAGGCGUCCCUGGACAAGGAGAUUUACUACCAUGGCGAGCCAAUCAACGUCAACGUCCAUGUGACAAACAACACAAACAAGACGGUGAAGAAGAUUAAAAUCUCAGUGCGCCAGUACGCGGACAUCUGCCUAUUCAACACUGCUCAGUACAAGUGCCCCGUGGCUGUGGAAGAGGCGGAUGACGUGGUGGCUCCGAGUUCGACGUUCUGCAAAGUCUACACGCUGACCCCCUUUCUCGCCAACAACCGGGAGAAGCGGGGCCUGGCCCUGGACGGGAAGCUUAAACAUGAAGACACCAAUCUGGCUUCCAGCACGUUACUAAGAGAUGGAGCCAAUAAGGAGAUCCUGGGAAUUAUUGUCUCGUAUAAAGUGAAAGUGAAGCUGGUGGUGUCUCGGGGAGGUGAUGUUGCUGUGGAGCUGCCGUUCACACUGAUGCACCCCAAGCCCAAGGAAGAGCCCUUGCACCGGGAUGUUCCAGAGAAUGAAGCUCCCAUAGAUACAAAUCUCAUAGAGCUUGAUACAAAGUCCUGGUCCCUUGCACGAUACGAUGGCGUGAGGUUGUUUCCAGCUGUGAUGUCUCACUUGGUGCCUGGCAGGCCCGGCCCUCGCAGAGCCUGUACUGAGCAGCGACGGCCUCUGAGUGACGACGACAUUGUGUUUGAAGACUUCGCCCGACAGAGACUGAAGGGCAUGAAAGACGACAAGGAGGAAGAUGAGGAGGGGACAAACUCGCCGCAGCUGAACGACAGAUAAACGGGAUUCUUUUAACCAGUUUUGUUUGUUUCCAGUAACACCUCUGCAUUAGGCUUCUUAUAUUUUGUAUGAUUUUUUUUUCUACAUGUACCGGGAGCCUAUGGAUCACCCAGCUGGUGACGGCAAUUAUAACCUUACAGCUGUGCCAUAUUUAUCACCAUGCAUCUAGCUACCUAGGCUGAAGUCUCGUCAGCUGUCUCGAGAACGAACACAGGGUGGUGGGCCAGAUCCCGAGGGGGGUUGCAGCAAGCAGGUGUCACCGACGCUCAGCACCCCUUAGGAUUUGGCCCCCUCUAGUCCCUGGCUCUGUUUUCACUCUGGAGCAGCUGCUCUCAGCCCUUUCGUAUGAUCUGCAUCUUUUAUGCAUUUUGUAUAAUCCAGACAAGACAAAUCUUUGUUACGGGGGUGGGAGGAAGGGGUGGGGCGGACAACGCGUGUGAAAGGGGUUUAUUUUCUAGGCACAUUGGUUUCACUGCAGAUGGGACAGUGGGUGAAGUGGGCACAAUGCUACACCCUGGCUGGAGAACAGUUGUGACGCCGAUCAGCUGACCACACUGAGUCCCGGGCUGUGACCCGCCCUCCCUGCGGUUCACAGCCUAUUGGCAAAGCCUGCAGAUCUGUGCGCGGCCCAUCUGGGCCGACCCUUAGCACAGAGCCCACGCCCCAACCUCAGCACUGCUGGUCCCCAGCCCCUGUCCCUCAUCUUGCUGGCUGAUGGCAAGGAUCUCCCUCGCUCGAGGGCAACUAGACUUCCCAGUGUGGGUCCCACGCUGGCCCUGCUUUGACCCCUGUACCCGCACCAGGAUCCUAGCCCCACACAGGGUCUUGCAGGAAGUGGUGGAGGACUGGCUGGGCCAGGGCGCUCUUGCUGGCCACUCAGGGAGGCUGUGCAGAGCCUCCUGUUAGCUGCAGGCAGUGCUGGACAAGGGUUCCUGCCUGGGGAAGCAUCCCCUUACGUGAUCCCUGCCAGUUCCACUCAGCUCCUACAGAGUCAGGAGAAAGGGGCCGCUAGGGGAUCGACCCCAGUAUCUUAGUUUCUUCUGCAACACACUGUCCCCCUAGUCCGGCGUGUUUAGAGGAGGGAUGACGAGAAGCGGCUUUUGUGUCUGUCAUCGGAGAGAGAGACAGUCACCAGCAGUUCAGACACAUGUGCUGAGAGUGUUGGCUCCCAGGGUGGAGACCGUAGGGUUGGGGAACCGCUGCUCUGGGAUCUGCUGUCUGUCUCCCAUUCUGCACCUUGCGUGCCGUGCCAUGGACUUGGGCUGCUCGUGAUUGCAAGCUGCAGCCGUUCCGAGUGAGUUCCGAUGUCUGCUGGCGCAUGGGAGGCAGUGGGCACCAGCUGGCCCAGCCUCAGCCUGGCAAAGUGGCACUGUUGCUCUUUAAGGACAGGACCGGCUGCAUUUGGACACUGCCAGGCAGUGAAAGGUUCUGUGGCAGCCAAGAGGGGCAAGCUGCAGGAGGCAGGAAUCAGUCAGUCAGGCUGAUAGUCUAUGGCGACUGCUCAAUCCGUUAACACAGGGACACACGUGCCUCACUGUGAACACAGCCACCUGCUCUCCCGCCAGCCGGAGCGCACGGCUGUGCGUAGACCAGGCCGUGCGCUGUCCCACGCUGUUCCGUACCCCACAGGCCUGGCGUGUGGCUGGGGGGCUGUGAAGCACUGGGAUCCCUCGGGUUAAGGGAGGAAGGUGUGAGUGGCAAUUUCCGGGCCUAGGCGUGACGAGAGAAACAGGCAGGAUGCUAGUCCCAGUCCCUUCCAUCGUGGGAACAAGGGAAUGGUCCUAGGGUGAGGCAUUAGGAGAUAACUGCCUACUAGGCUUUGCCUUUGUAGUUCCUCCAUAAAGGCUAUGGACGAGGUUGUUUGAAUCGUAAGGGACCAAUCCUGGAGGCCAUGCCGAGGCAAAACGCUCUGCGGCCUGUAUGAGUUUUGGCUGGGUUUGGCCUGUAGGACGAGUCCCCACAGAGUGGCUGGAACAGGGUGGUGAGCUGCACAUUUGGUGUUUGCAUUUAUUCUGUUGGAGGCAAACUCUGCUUUGGGCCCCCAUCAGCUCCACGGCCGCGCACACGCCUGACCCUAGGAAUGCAGGAGAGAAAAAUCCUGGAGAGGUCAGUGGUGUUUGAUUUGCAGGGCCAAUGGGAUUGGACAAGGCUGAUCCUGUGACUGAAGAUAACAUUUUGAAGCCAAAGUAUUGUCGAGUCUUGGAAACCCGUAACGUUUUUAUCUUCUGUGCCAGGACUGCAUGUAUAUAUCACACACACACACACACACACACACACACACACACACACACACACACACACACAC
Messenger RNA from Chrysemys picta bellii (western painted turtle), 4612 nucleotides. Lineage: Eukaryota; Metazoa; Chordata; Testudines; Emydidae. The record is from RefSeq and is a predicted model, not a curated record.